AUGGUUCGAGCCCCCGUCUCGCCCAAGAUUCCUUUCUCAAGCCCGAAUCGUCUCCCUUCCAACAUCCCCCUCCGCACCCUGCCUGGCCAGCACUCCCGAUCCACCCACGACGACGACAACCAGUCGGCGUCACUGCUGACGUCUCAACGGCACUCUGCCUCCGCGUCCGGCCACCAUCCGGACUACUCCCCCUCCGAGAGCUCCGACUCCGAAUCGUGGGAGGACACGGGUGACAUCGCCGAGCAGCUAGACGAGGAGGACCCUCUGCGUCAGCGCCUCAACGACACCCUCGGCGACGAGAUCCUUGCCGGCGUCAUCAAGAAGCCUCACAAGCAGCACAAACGCGUCCGCUACCACCACUCCGUGCCCUCGCCCCGUGGCUACUCCCCAUCUCGUCGUGGAGUCGUUAAUAAGGAGGCUAUCCAGAUCCCAGACUCUGUUCACCGGCGCGUAUCCACUGCCGAACGCCUACUCGCCGCCAUCAUGACGGGCGGUUCAAGUUCUAUCCAUGGCCUCACCGGCAAGGCCUUGAUUUAUUUCACCAGCAUAUUCGUCUCAUUAGGCGUUUUCCUGUUCGGAUAUGACCAGGGCGUCAUGUCAGGAAUCAUUACAGGACCGUACUUUGUCGACUACUUCAAUCACCCUACCAGAGCGGAGAUCGGUACUAUGGUUGCCAUUCUUGAGGUGGGCGCCUUCAUAUCUUCGCUCAUUGUUGGACGAGUCGGCGAUAUCAUUGGCCGGCGAAAGACCAUCUUGUACGGGUCAAUCAUCUUCUUUGUCGGCGGUGCCCUGCAGACAUUUGCGACCGGUAUGGGAAUGAUGAUGGCAGGCAGAAUCAUCGCCGGUCUCGGUGUCGGCAUGCUCUCAACCAUAGUACCCGUUUACCAAUCUGAGAUCUCUCCUCCGCACAACCGAGGAAAGCUGGCCUGUAUCGAGUUUUCCGGCAACAUCAUCGGCUACGCAACCUCUGUCUGGGUAGACUACUUCUGUGGAUUCAUCCAGAGCGACUUCUCUUGGCGCAUCCCUCUCCUGAUGCAGUGUGUUAUGGGUGCGCUACUUGGUUUAGGAAGUUUGAUUAUAGUCGAAUCUCCACGCAGAUGGCUCCUCGACAACGAUCACGACGAGGAGGGCAUCGUUGUUAUCGCCAACCUAUACGGUGGCGGUGACAUUCACAAUCACAAAGCCCGCGAAGAGUUCCGCGAGAUCAAGAUGAACGUUCUACUCCAGCGCCAGGAGGGCGAGCGCUCGUACAGCGACAUGUUCCGCCGAUACAAAACUCGCGUCUUCAUCGCCAUGUCUGCACAAGCACUUGCCCAGUUGAACGGCAUCAACGUCAUCUCGUACUAUGCGCCUCUUGUUUUCGAGUCCGCCGGCUGGCACGGUCAUGAUGCCAUCUUGAUGACCGGCAUCAACGGCAUUACCUACUUCCUUUCGACGAUCCCGCCGUGGUACAUCGUGGACAGGUGGGGCCGACGGCUCAUUCUCCUGAGCGGAGCUGUGAUGAUGUGCAUAUCACUCUCGGCCAUAUCCUAUUUCAUCUAUCUCGACAUCAAGGCAACACCGAAUCUCGUCGUUGUAUUCGUCAUGAUCUACAACGCUGCCUUUGGAUACUCGUGGGGCCCAAUUCCAUGGCUGUACCCACCGGAAAUUCUGCCGCUGAGCAUCCGAUCCAAGGGCGCCAGUCUGUCCACAGCCACUAAUUGGGCGUUCAAUUUCCUGGUUGGAGAGUUGACUCCAGUCCUGCAGGAAUGGAUCAAGUGGCGCCUCUAUCUCGUUCACGCCUUCUUCUGCGCGACAAGUUUUGUAGUUGUCUGGUUCAUCUACCCCGAGACCUGCGGCGUGCGGUUGGAGGACAUGGACUCUAUUUUUGGAGAUGCUAGCACCACCGCCGGGACACCUGCGGGCAUGGGCACUCCUGCACUGGGCCCGGAGACUGGUACGGUCAGGGUUGGCUCUCCGGUGCCGUCGCUCGACAUCCGUGGCCGACCGCCGUUCGGCUCGACCAGUGCGAUCCCGGGUCUUGACAUUGACCCUCCAGCCAUCAGCGGCGAUAGCAAGCCGCAGUAUGGUGAGGGGCAGAGCCCUGGAGGCAUCUCAGGAUGGCUCUCGAGAGUCGGCGUCUUCCGUGGCAACUCUCCAAGCGGGUCACAACGCAGCGGAAGAUAUGCGCCGCUGGGACAAGGGGACGAGGAGAGAUAG
Messenger RNA from Thyridium curvatum, 2199 nucleotides. RefSeq lists its product as uncharacterized. The coding region runs from base 1 to 2199 and encodes 732 amino acids. The record is from RefSeq and is a predicted model, not a curated record. Gene Ontology annotation, molecular function: carbohydrate:proton symporter activity. Gene Ontology annotation, cellular component: membrane. Gene Ontology annotation, biological process: carbohydrate transport; transmembrane transport. The transcript is spliced from 6 exons. Lineage: Eukaryota; Fungi; Ascomycota; Sordariomycetes; Thyridiales; Thyridiaceae.